AUGGUGUCAACUAUAUAUCCUGAUGAAUUAGUGGAUUUGAUUUCACAGGAAAUUGCUUACGAAGGUGGGAAGAUAGCUAUUGAAAAACUUUACGAGUUGAGUAAAAAAUUGUUGGGUAAUGACGGGGACGAUUCUUUGAAUGAAUUCAUCUUACAUUCUAUUUUCUCAAAUAAAGACAUUUUGCUUUAUAAGAAUGGUGAAGUUUACAUUGGCAACGAUUUACAUUCCAAUUUUAUGGAGAUUCAAAGUUCGUUGUCUGAUUUCGAUGCAAGAAUCACGGAAGAUAAACUAUGGGAAAUACUCACAGGAUAUAAUAAGAAAGAAUGUUCAAUUGGUAAUUCAGCUUUUGAAUUACUAUUGGAAAUUGCAAAAUCAAGGAAAAAAGGUAUCAACACAAAGGAUUUAGCUAAUGUAACAAAACAGGACUCUCGUAGUAUCACAGGGAGAAUAAAAAAAUUGGGUAAUUUAGUCACAGGAAGCCAAAUUGUUUAUAAAGGUCAUGUAGUUAAAUUAUUAAGGUUACAAAAGUUCUCAGAGGAUAUUCCACAUGAGGAAAAACCUUACAUAAGUUUAAGAGAGUCUUUAUCGACUAUCGUUGAUGUAGUUAAAAAAUCCAAAAAUGGUAUACGUCAAACAACUGAUUUGAAAAGAGAGUUGAAAUUUGAUCAAGAUACAAGAGUCUCAAGGUCGUUCUUAACAGCCAUCACUUGGUUAGAUGAAAAAGGUUAUUUAAAAAAGGUUUAUGUUGUGUCGCCUACAAACCCUGAUGUCAAAAUUAGAUGUGUAAAAUAUUUAAGAGAUUAUCAACAAGAAGAUAAAAAUUCGAAUGAUUUGGAUUUCGACAGUGAUAAUGAUGAAGAUGACAUAACUACAGAUGAUAAAAUCGAAGCAGAAUUGGAAGACAAUUAUGAUGAUAUUGACAACAUAAAUGCAAUGCAACUAUUGCAACAAGAUGGCCUCAUGGUAGAGGACUCCCCUUCUUCUUCAUUGGUUAAACAUAGACAAAAUUUCCUGCUAAAUAGAUUUUAUCCAAUUCAAAAUCAAACUUAUGAUUUCGUAGAUGAAUCAGGUGUUAAUGGUGUUUCAACCAUGGAUACUGUCAAUAAUAUAACCGGUAGAGACUAUCAAAGAAUUUUUACAAAAUCAAGUGAAUAUUAUAUUGAAACUGUAGGCAAACAAAAAAACAAAAUUUCAACAAAUUCAAUUGUUCGUGUUUAUGAUUUCGAAGGUAAGAAAAAGUUUUAUAGGCUUUUCACUGAAAAUAACUUCAAUAAAUUAACCGGUAAUAAAAUUUCAAAAUCAGCAGGGGUUCUAAAACCUAUUACAAACCAAAAUACCGAUCUAUCAAAACUUAAUAAGGAGGCGUUUGUACCAUUGAAUAAUACACUAAGAUUCAUUUCAAAUAAUGGUUCAGACCAAUUCUUUUGGAAUGGUGAAAUAAAAGUGCCAGAUAAUCCUAAUUCAGUGCCACGCAGUCGUAAGAGAAAAACGAUAAACAAUUCAAGUGAUAAAGAAAGUACAGAAUCAACUCCAGGUCCUGAAAAUAAAAGAAAGAAGCAAGAGACAAAUGAAGAUGUCACAUCAAUCGAAAAUGCUCAACCUGAACAGGUUACUGAAGUUAAUGUUACCCCUCCCACAACAAUCGCAGAUGAAAAGGUCGAAAUCAAGUCUAACUCAGGGUUAUUAAAUAUUGGUGGAUUUUCGGCAGGUUCCUUACGUUCACUAAAACGUCAAAUAGCUAUUAUAGAAGUUUUACAGAAGAUGGGCGGUGUAUGCUUUAUGAACGAACAAUUAUUAGAAUCACUUACAAAGCAUAUGAAAUCUAUAACUAUAAUUGACAAAAAAACUAUACGAGGAGACAUGGAUUUGAUGAUUGAAAGUGAUAAGCUGUGCUUUAAAUUAGAUGUCAAUACGGGAAGACGUUUAAUAUAUCUACCAGAGACCACAGAAGAACAAAUAGAUCAAUAUAUUAUACAAGAAAAAGACAAUAAGAAACUGUAUGAUACUCUACACAAUACAGAUAUAUAUUUCUUUGAUCAAACGCAAAAGAAUAAAUUCCAUAGAGGUGUGAAAUCAGCAGAAAGAAUUCGUAAAUUUCAGAAUAAAUCUUCAAGUAGACACACCGAAGGUACAGAACCAGGUGCUAAACCAAAGAAAAGAGUCAAAAGAACCAAAGCUGCUGAGAAAAAAUCAAAAAAGAAGAGCACAGAAUCACAUCUUCCUACUAAAGAAAUAUCUGCACCACCUACAACUCCAAUAGAUGAUAUUUCUAAUUUGAAAUUCCACUUGGGUAACAAAAUGGGUAUAAAGGCUUUGAUACAAUGUGUCGUGAUUACUAAAAGUAUUAAAAAUGAAAUUGGGUGGGAUAAGAUUACAGCACUUUUCCCCAACAAUUCCCUUGAUAAUUUAAAAAAGCGUUGGACAGUUUGUCGUGUCAGAAUGGGAUAUGAUGGUUGGAAGGGUUAUGUCGAUAAGUGGAAGAGAAUAUUAGUUAAAGCCAUUGAACAGGAAAAAGUCUCAAUCGAAGAUGUUGAAACAUUGGAACUAACGAAAUUGGUAAGUCUAUGGCAGCACCAUGAUGGUAUUGAACGCAAUAAACCUAUCAAACUCUAUAAGAGUUAUGACCAAAAUAUGAAACAUCAUACUUUUAUAAGAGUCUCCCGGUCUCUAGAUACUUACACAAGUUUGUCAAUGUCUUCUAUGGUCCAAAGGGAAGCCUCUUUAUUGAAAAAAGUUUAUUCCUACUCUUCUAGUAAAAUUUCCAAUACAAAUGAAGGUAAAUUAACCGAAGGUGAUGUCAAAUCGAUAAUUAGAUCGAUUUUAAUAGAUGAAACGGAAACAAGCAAAGAUCAGAUAGAAGUUUUAAACCACUUUCCUAAGGAGGAUUUGGAUAAAGUUAUAAUGGAUAUGGCAAAACAAAAGCAGCUGUACUUAAGGAAUUCUAAGCUGGCAUCAACAAAUGCAGUAAACGAUAUCCUGACGUCAAGAGGAAAUUAUGAAGCCUUUGAAGAGGCAGAGAAAUACAGAACAAAACUUGAAGAGAUGUUAUCAUCAAAACAUGGUAUUAUCGUUAGUGAAGAAGUAAGGGACGUUUCAUCCUGGAUUUUAUUUGACUUGAUUUCAAGAGGUAAAGUUUUUAUGGAUGUGGUACCAAUUGAUAGGAAAAUAAAACCUUUAAAUUACAGUACAAGAAGGUUUGAUGUUACUGCCUUAACUCCACCAUUAAUUGUAGGUGCGCUCAAAAAUGAAAUGAAAAACAUUUGGAAAGCAAUCGAAGUAGCAAUACCAAUGGGCAAGCCUUAUUCUAGGUUAUGGCUAGAUGGUGAAGGAAACAUUAGGUCGAAUAUUUGGAAAAGUUUAGUAGUUAUUAUUAUUAAUGAAAUCCUUUACAACCCUGGGAUUACGAUUAAGAGACUAAUUAGAAACUGUAAUGAUAUUGUUUGCGAAAACGAAAUCAGUGAGAUAUGUGUUUGGCUAAACAAAAAGGGAUUAUUAUAUGAAACGCCAUAUUCUGGUUACAGUUUAUCGCACAAUUGGUAUACUCUUUUGAUGUAA
Vanderwaltozyma polyspora DSM 70294 is the source of this 3555-nucleotide messenger RNA. RefSeq names its product transcription factor TFIIIC subunit TFC3 (gene TFC3). The transcript has a single exon. Bases 1 to 3555 code for a protein of 1184 amino acids. Gene Ontology annotation, molecular function: DNA binding. The record is from RefSeq and is a predicted model, not a curated record. Gene Ontology annotation, biological process: transcription initiation at RNA polymerase III promoter; 5S class rRNA transcription by RNA polymerase III. NCBI's taxonomy places the organism in Eukaryota, Fungi, Ascomycota, Saccharomycetes, Saccharomycetales, Saccharomycetaceae. Gene Ontology annotation, cellular component: transcription factor TFIIIC complex.